AUGUUCAUUACUGCAUUCGCCGGAGUCUGCUGUUUUAGGUUGUGGGGGAACAAUUCGAUGACACAGCAAAGGCGGACCUGCUUCCAAGGGGAGGUACAAGAUUUGGUUUGGCCGCUAGCAGAAAAUAUCUUAGAGACAAGGGAGGCAGACGCAGCAGCAAAACAGUGGGAUGGGUUGCCCACAGCACCACAACACAUGGCAUCGGCUACAAAGGACGGAGACAGGGAGAAGCGGAGGCAUCUAGAAAAACAGCUGCUACUGGAAGAUUCAAAUACCAAUAAUCUUGGAGAUGUACUUAGAGGACAAACGCCUCUUUUGAGGCGGGAGAUGUUUAGGAGACGCCUGUUUCCCAUUCGAUUUGAGGAAUCAGCGAAAAACGUUGAAGAAGUACAACAACUGUUAAAGCAGAGGCAGCCUGUUAGCCAGCUUCUCAUUUCUUUACUCUAUCUUGCAGCGCUGCUACUCUUUCUUUCGUAUGCUUUGGAAAUUACGAAAAUAUUUGAAGCAGCAGACGGCAUCACGUCACCGCUGAAGUCCGCGUUGGCACCCACGCUUUCCAGUUUCAACUCUAUUAGCUAUGAGGUGGCAAAGGCUCAGCAAACGCCUUUAGCUCCAACAUUAGUAUCAGUCACUCCAGACUCUGGAUAUCCAGCGGAUAUACUUACGCUGAAGAGUAAAGGUGGCGUGGCUUCUUGGAUUGUCUAUGGCUUUAUUCCGAUUCUUUACGGGCCUUCGGCACAUACAAGCAACUUGGGCUCUGCAAGAAUUGUUGGCCACUGUUUUAGAUUCACCUUUCGCCAGGUCGAACUGGAAGAUAUUGACGGAUUCGAACUUGGGUAUGAAGGGAUUUGGCCCAUCGCGGCGACUGGCGCAACUUCGAAGAUUGCAGCAGCAAAGCUGCGGUCCGAAAACCCCCUCAUCAGUCCACCAGGUUCCAGGUUCACGUACUCAUACCCUUUCGCUGCCUCUGGUGACGCCAAGGCCUUUAACCAAAGGGGGGGAUACUAUCAAGUUAUUUGCGAAGAUUCAAUGCAAGCAGCUCAAAAUGCACUACAGCAGAACCAGGCCCCGUCUCGUUACCCUCCUUGGUUUGUCCCAUUGCCUGUAAUUGCCGACCGUCGAACGAUCUCCGCCGUCGUUGACUUUUUCGCCAUCAACCCGGUCACACAGACGUUCUCGCACUGCGCUAUCCUCUUUGCUUUCACCAGCUCAGGUACAAUUCAGAGACCCUUGGUGUGGGUCUCGUCCCUGAUAUCCUUCUCGGCACAGUCUGACGGUCUGGUGCGGUACACCUCACUUGGUUUGACGCUGGCGUUAAUGCUUCUGUACUUGCUGUGCGAGUACGCGGAAAUGAAAAAGCUGGGGUUUAAGUCUUGGCUUAAAGGUGGCUGGACAAUGUUUCUCUUAUGUCAUAUUUCGAUGCUUCUUAGUUUCCUCGCAUCGUUUGCCACUGCACAAAUUAUUGCGCUUCUUGCCCCCCAAGUCAAGGUAACGCUAGGAGAUAAUGGAUAUUACAACGUUUCGGACGCACCCAGCGCAACCAACGAGAAGGAGUUCUUCCAGCUUAUCAGCGACUACGGCAAUUUGUUUCGUGCCAAUGCUGCAGCACAGCAGGCUUGCAUUGUAUUUGGUUCUCUUACCGCAGUAACAGGGUCCAUAUUGAUAACAAGGCUGCUUCCUGCCAUUGCAGGGAUAGAAACGAAGGCCAUCCAAAUGACUUUCCGCAAAGUUAAGUUCUACAUACUCGCUUGCAGCGUAGGAAUGCUGGCAAUAGUACUCAUCUUCGUUACAUUUGGGAGCGUAUCAUUCGGUGCCUCCUCUGACAGCUUCUCUGGCUACUACGAAAGGCAUGUUCUCGCCACCUUAACAACAUCGGCGGCCUUUCUGUUGGGUGGAAUUCUUGGGAACUACGAUGUCUACACCAUGGCCUCUGUCGAUCCCGUCCUUGCGGGAAUCUUCUUUGUGCCUCUUUUUCUUCUCUUCUCGGUUUUCGGAUUCACCUUCCUUGUCGCAGUAGUGCUGAGAAAGUAUGAUUUCUGUGCCCAGUCCAUAGAGCAAAACCUUAUCAAGUACAAGCUCCGCGAGCAGGCAGUGUGCACAUGCCGUACGAAGGAAAGGCUGGAGAUGCUUGCUGCAGAAGAGUUUGAAGAUGAUGUGAGGGAAGCAGGGGAACUAAAGGACCGGGAAAACAAGAAACAGGCCCUGCGAAAGCGUAAGAAAAGUGGAGGCGAGUAUUACAGGUGUGACGGAGAGGAGGAUUCCCCUUCGAUUCCCGAUGAGUACGAAGAUGCCCCUCCUCAAUACCCCCCAUGGGUUUGGCAAGCAAUUGGGAUGGAAGAUCCCCUUAGCCUAUAUGCAGCGCAACCUACGCUGGAACGAGGGUUCUAUGUGGACCCAGCAAGUAUGGCUGAAUACACAAGAACUUACGGCUUCUUCAAAGAAUUCGACGCGACAGACUUCGCAAGCAAAGAGGAAAGCUACUUCACGCCUAAUCUUGGGGCGAAUACAACACCGAAAGCUCCAGCACCCUCUGUUGCCAAGCUCUCAGUGGAUGCAACAGCAGAAAUGAGAGAAAUGGCCGGCCGAGCUGCCUCUAGCACGGCAUUCCCUGUAGCUCCUGUCACAUUUACUUGUGCGGAUCCCUCCCUAGGUGCGGCAUACACAGGGCCGUCGACAACCGUGUCACAGCAGUCUAACGAACCUCAUGGUCAAGCAUAUCAGCAGCUCGUACUAUAUAACUGGAACAGCAGUUUAACUACACGCUCUGUUCGUGUGCUUUUAGCUCUCCGCCAGGAAACGUCGUUUCCUAUCAAGCUAGGCUUUUCCUGUGAAUCACUUCAGUGCGAAUAUCAGCCGGUGUUUGAAGCCGCUACAUUCAAAGGAUUUUUGAAGAAACUUGCUGAUGGAAAUGUCUUGAGAGAUACUGUCGAGGAGCUGACACUUCACAUUGUGCUGGUAAAUCGAAAUCACAUCAACAUGCUGUUGGAAGCGUACAUCAAGUUCUACAGAAAUCGAGGGGGCAGUAUUUCGCCGAAUCUUUACGUGGAAGCUUUUAGCCUGCAGCCGUACUCCACGUGGGAUCUAACAACCGUUACCGUUAUUGCUCUGCAAGUAGCUAGCGUUGCGCUGUUCUUGUUCUUCGGCGGUUCAUUCAUUGUGGAGCUUCACCGGUUCAGGAGGAGCUUGAAGCAGGAGCGUGAGGACUACAGUUUUGGUUUGUGCUUGGGGAUUUUUUUCUUCGAUGAUCUCUUCAAUCUGUUUGACUUAAUUGGAUUCGGAGUGUUGGCAGGUUCAAUCGUGGUGUGGAUACUUCACGUGCUUGCCUCAACGCACUCCCAAGUGUUUAAUUUAGCAGAUGACCUUGCCAAAGCAUCAGCAGCUGCUGCGGCCGGUGGCACGCAGGAAGCAGAUGCAACUGCCGCUGCUGGGGCGCUCUUUGAAGCCGUCAGCUCAACAGCCGCCUCCCUGCGCGCCUACGCCCAGUUAGCCGCCGCUAUCUUGGCCGUUGCAUUUCUUCGGUUUCUGCGUAUUGGACGCAAGCGCAAGCGCUUAACCCUCAUGUUCUUCGCGCUAAAUUCUGCAUUGGAGGAGAUAAUCCAGGUCUUGAUGGGGGCAAUGCUGGUGUUCAUUGGGUUCUCCUAUUUAUGCUUUCUGUCCUUUGGGCGCCACUUGGAGAGUUACUCAACGCUCAAGAGUUCCUUUAUUUCCACGAUCUUGCUAACAACAGGUUUCUUCCCCUCGUCUCAACUCUUCCACGCGGACGCCGUUAUGGCGGGAGUUUUUCUCUACCCUUAUCUCUUUUUUAUAGGGACAAUAUGCUUUAGCUUUUUCUUGUGCGUGUUACUGCGAUCGCUGGCUUUCCGCUCAGCUGAAAUCAAAGCAAUGGAGCGGCUUGGAAAGAUUGAGCAGCGAUCCCUGCUAGAAUCACUUAAGCUUUUCUUUCAAGAGCUCUCUUGCAGUUUCCAACCUUCGCAUGAGGAACUAGAGGCUCAGCAGAAGGCACUGGAGCUGGAGCAUCUGCAACUGCAGGAGGGUGAUUCAACAGCUUUUGGAAAGAGAACAGCCAGCGACCAGCACGCUGAUUUUGAACUGUUAAGGGUGAUAGAGCAAAGCGAACGGAAACGAAGGGAGAGCCCAUUGAAAGUGGUAGAACUACCGCCAGAUGUGGUAACAAGCGCGCUGUCUGACGAACAGUAUGCAGCACUGCCUGACGAAGUUCACUUCUUUGCGAAUCAGGAAGUCGCCGCCUUCGUGGACCGCUUUCGGCUUUUGGUGAUGCAGUUCCGACUUGGCAACGGGGACGUAGUAUCUCUGCUACAACAGCUCGAAAAUGACGCGUACAAAGAGCUAUCAACGCUUUCUCGUGAAGUGGCUCAACAGGAGGGCCACCUACAGCAUGAAUUGUCAGUGUACAGUUCUCGGGUAGUCAACGGCCAGCAGCGGCUCACAGGCUAUAUUAAGUUCCUCGAACAGGCGCUGCAAGACAGAGAGGAAGAACUUCGGCUGCAACUCCAAGAGCUGAAGCUUAUCGAGACCAAAUUCGACACUGAGAAAUACGCUGCCGAAAGGUACACAGACAAGCGAGUAACUGGCGGAUUUGGCGCAUUUCAUUACAACGCAACUACUGUGCCAAAGACACCGUAG
Molecule: messenger RNA, 4644 nt
Organism: Eimeria acervulina
Lineage: Eukaryota; Apicomplexa; Conoidasida; Eucoccidiorida; Eimeriidae
Exons: 11
Coding region: 1-4644 (1547 amino acids)
Source: RefSeq, a predicted model, not a curated record